Cornus florida is the source of this 594-nucleotide messenger RNA. RefSeq lists its product as uncharacterized. The record is from RefSeq and is a predicted model, not a curated record. The transcript has a single exon. The coding region runs from base 1 to 594 and encodes 197 amino acids. NCBI's taxonomy places the organism in Eukaryota, Viridiplantae, Streptophyta, Magnoliopsida, Cornales, Cornaceae.
AUGGUGGCUAAACUACAAGCAGCAUCCCAAAAUGAUCCUUAUCCUAAUCCUCAAUUCUAUCGUAGCGUUGUGGGUAGUCUACAGCAUCUUACAUUUACUAGACCCGACAUAUGCUAUAGUGUUAACUAUGCCUGCCAAUACAUGAAAAACCCAACAAAUUUUCAUUUCCAACUUGUUAAACGAAUAUUACGGUAUAUUCAUGGUACUAUUAAUCAUGGUUUGCGAUUGUUAUCUAACAAUCCUAUGGUCUUAUAUGGGUUCUCUGAUGCGGAUUGGGCUGCAUGCCCCACCACUCGACGAUCCACUACCGGUUAUUGCACAUUCCUUGGUAGCAAUUAUUUCUCUUGGAAUGCCAAAAAGCAACCCACUAUUGCCCGGUCUAGUGCUGAAUCAGAGUAUCGUGCUCUUGCAUCCACUGCGGCUGAAUUAACUUGGAUUACAUUCAUCUUGCAGGACAUUGGUGCCUAUCUACAUGAAGCGCCGAUGUUGUUUUGUGACAAUAUUUCUGCCCUUCACAUGACAAUCAAUCUCGUCUUCCAUGCCCGAACGAAGCACGUUGAAAUCGACUAUCAUAAUUUGUUCGAGAAAAGGUAG